AUGGAAUAUCAUAGUUAUUCUGUGGUAAAUUGUGGAUUAUCAAACAUAGUAAUUAUGAACCAAUGCUUAAACUACUAUUUUAAUGGUUUAACUUCAAAAACUUUUGAGCUUCCAUUACAUGAUUUAAUCAACCUGUCAUUUAAACUUUGGAUUAAAUCCUCUUAUUAAUAUAAAUUCUAUUUAUAUGUUGAUAACAACCUUUAACUACUUAUCUUAACUUCCCAACUCAGUCUUACAAACAAUUGUCCACCAUAUGGAUCAUAUUAAAUAUCACAAAAUAUUGUUCACUCAAGUUCUUCGGUUUAAAUUACUAUGGUCUCUAAUGAGAAUUAUUGGGGAUUUUCUGAAUUUAAUUUAAAUGUGGAAAAUACUACUCAAAAUCUUUGGGAAUUAGUUUAUUAAUCGUUUAAUAAACAAGUUUUCUCCUCCAUAUCUUUAGAUGAUGGAUGGAUGACUAACAACAUAAUUUCCUAAUAAAUAUCAUCGUGUACAGAUUUCAAUUAUUUAAAAUCAUAAGGGGAUAAUCUUAUCAAAGAUUUUGCUUUGAAGCAUCAUAGUAUGAUUAGUUUUAACUUGAAAGUUUUGAUAUUCAAUUAUCCUACAUCAACAGCAAAAAUAAAAAUUGAUAACGAAUUGGUAGCAACUUAAUCUUCAAAUUCAUAAGUACUAUCUUCAAUGAUAAUAUGCUAAAACUUCACCGUCAUAUAAGUUGAAAUAUCAAAUUUUGAACAUAAAAGUGAAAAUCUUAGAAUAGAGGUAUUAACUUAAACAGAUGGCUCUACUUCUUGGUUUGGAAUCAGAGAUUUUUCAUUAUUUACUGAUAUAUAUGAAGUUUAUUAAUGUAAAGACUUUAACAUUUAGCCAUUUGAUGGGUGUUUCUCUAAUCAAUACGAUUGUAAUUUGGGUUGUAGUAAUUGCAUAAAUGGGAUCUGUAUCAACUGUUUAGAUGGCUGGUAUUUACACACAAAAAACACUUGUAUCCCUUUUUGUGGUGAUAAUAUGUUAAUGUUAAAUGAGAUUUGUGAUGAUGGUAAUUCUAUUCCAUAUGAUGGUUGCCAUAAUUGUUAAUUUUCUUGUCCAUUAAAUUGCAUUCUUUGUGUAUUUGGAACUUGUAAAGAGUGUGAAUAAUCCUAUUUUUUUAUAGAAAAUAGGUGUAUAUCUAGCAUUGAUUAUUUUGAAAAUAAGGGUUAUUAAUACUAACCGACUUCUCAAUAAUAGUCAAUACUAUAAAAAUCUAACUAGUAAUAUCUAGUUAAAAAAAAUUAUUAUGGAUUAAAUAUAAUUUCAAGUUUUUUGAAUUUUUAUUUCUCUGACUAUUUAAUUACUCGAUACUAUUACUAGGAUAGAUAAACUGAAUGUGAAGAAGAUUCUAAAUUUUCACCAAACAAAAGGUAAUGUGUUUAAACUUGUAAUUGUUAAGAUUUAGUUAGCUAGUAAACUAAUGAUUGUUAUAUUUGUAUAUAAAACUGCUAAUUAGAAUGUUUAAUAUGUCUUUAAGAUAAAUGCUAUGCUUGUUUUGAGGGAUGGUAGCUGGUUGAUAAUAAGUGUUAGCAAAUUUGUGGAGAUAAUUAAAUAGCAUUAACUUCGAAUGAAUAAUGUGAUGAUGGUUAAUCAGAUUAUUGA
This is a messenger RNA of Paramecium tetraurelia, 1623 nucleotides long. RefSeq lists its product as uncharacterized. The transcript is spliced from 3 exons. The record is from RefSeq and is a predicted model, not a curated record. Lineage: Eukaryota; Ciliophora; Oligohymenophorea; Peniculida; Parameciidae.